Messenger RNA from Orbicella faveolata, 1688 nucleotides. RefSeq lists its product as uncharacterized. NCBI's taxonomy places the organism in Eukaryota, Metazoa, Cnidaria, Anthozoa, Scleractinia, Merulinidae. The record is from RefSeq and is a predicted model, not a curated record. Gene Ontology annotation, molecular function: protein binding.
CCGAAUCUUGCGAUCUUGUCAGUUGCAUUCACUGCUAAUGACAUUAAUUUAACAACUGUUUACUUUGUGGCCAAAGCAGAUGACAAGCUUAAUCAAUCUGUCAUUACGUUUCAUUUACGGAUUUUAAUUACUGUAAUUAAUAAUGAUGUUGUCUUUAUAAACCGAACCUGUGACAAGACUGAUUUGAAACAUCUCGAUCAACCAUCACGAAAGGAGUCCAAUAAUCGUAAACCCCUCCCAGUAGCUAUGGCAGGACUCGAAGCCCGAAACUUUCUCAAAGUUCUCUUUUUGAUGUCUGUCCCAGUUCUUGGCAAGUGUUCUACUAAACUUAACGUCUUUCUAGAUGCCCGAGAAGUUUCGCGUUUUCUCUACGAUCUGAACACGAACUUGUUCCUUGUUCAGGAUGGAGUUGUGGCCCCAAUACUGAAGACACCUAUUUUGUCGAGCAUGAUUCCACCCAUUGAACCUUAUAUUAAAGACCUCAAGUUCAAGUUCAAUGCUACUGGAAUGGUGCAGUAUUCUUUGAACUUCAAAUCGAGCAAUGAAACCAUUAUGAAACAUCCUACCGCUAACAUUCGUCUAAAUGGCUUGGUGCCCAGAAAAACCAAAGUUUUCCGAGUGAAAUUCCCAUGCACGGGGAAGGUAAUCGGAGGAGUCCUGCUGACAAUUAAUAUCAGCUUCGUUGACGUGGCCGGAAGUGAAAUAUGGGGUCCGCUGAGCCUCACUUUGAAGCGCCAAUGCGUCUCUGGCAACGACGACUUAAUCAACCGGUAUAACUCGACAGAAUCUGGAGAAGUAUCUCCGCUUCCUGCUCCGCAGAUUUGUAAUAAAAGAUGUAGCAAGAGACACGUUAUGAGACGGUUCUGUUUGAGCGAUUUUGUGAUCAAAGCCCGGAUGGAGUCUGAGGUCAUGAGAAAUGGUUUGCCUCGAUUACGACUUCGCAUAGCGCGCACGUACAAGCAGGGUAAAGUGAAGAUCAACAACAAAAACCAGCUAAUGGAAAAAAGAGGCCAGGAAAUCACGUGCAGCUGUAGUAACCUAAAGGUCAAUAAAGUCUACUUGAUCUUGGGUAAAGAGGACAAAAGAAAACGUGUGCUGUUUCUGGACAACUUUUCGACAGCACUGGAGUGGAACAAGAAUGGAAAGUCGUACGUAAAAACAUUCAGGAAUAGAAGCUCUUGUCCUGAGAGAAAAAUGCCUUAGAUCAAUAGGAAAAGAAACUUUUACGGACUCUAGAAAUGUUUACACACUUUAGACAGACUAAGUCGUUAUUUAGGAACUGUUCCAUAAAAGUAAAAGAUCUGUUUUCAUUGUCCAGUUGAUAUAGGAACUAAGUUAAACGUAAGGUUUAGUAAGAGCAUUUUCAACGAUAACACACGUGAGUUCAUCAUGAUGUUGUAUGACUAUUUUUGACCAAGGUAUCCAUAAGGUUAUUGACAAUGUCAUUUUAAUUUAAUGGCUAUAAUAGUCUCACGAUCCCUGAGCACCACCAUAAACUUAACUCCAGUUGAGCAAUUAUGGUUAGUGCAAGUGAUAAAGUCGAUGUAAGUUCCCCUUUUAGAUUUUUUAGAUGUGUCUUUAAUAUAGAGAGUAACUGAGAGUUGGUAUUCUUAAAAUAAACACUUACGCAUGCCAUCAGAGAUCUAAAAUAAAAAAAUAUAUAUGUAAAUAAAUUACAAUGUUUAGAG